Dendrobium catenatum is the source of this 627-nucleotide messenger RNA. RefSeq names its product probable mitochondrial-processing peptidase subunit beta, mitochondrial. The transcript has 2 exons. The record is from RefSeq and is a predicted model, not a curated record. NCBI's taxonomy places the organism in Eukaryota, Viridiplantae, Streptophyta, Magnoliopsida, Asparagales, Orchidaceae. The coding region runs from base 1 to 627 and encodes 208 amino acids. Gene Ontology annotation, cellular component: mitochondrion. Gene Ontology annotation, molecular function: metal ion binding; metalloendopeptidase activity. Gene Ontology annotation, biological process: proteolysis.
AUGGCACUUCUGUUAUCUAGCAUCAAGAGAAAGGUUUCAGCACUUUCAUUCAGUACAACGGUGCGGUGCCUUUCACUCUAUGUGAGUUCAAAACCGUUAGAAGAGUCAAUACCUGAUGCCCGCUUCCUAAAACAUAGCACUCCUGAACCACGGCUUGUAGAUCAUACCCCCUUCCUACUCUUCCCUCAAGUUCGCUUAUCAACCCUUCCAAAUGGUAUUCGUGUUGUUACCCAAUCAGCCCCUGCGUCUUCCUUGCACAUGGCCUCCAUUGGUGUCUGGAUUGAUGCAGGGAGCCGGUUUGAGACUCCUGGGACCAAUGGAACAGCUCACUUCCUUGAGCACAUGAUCUUUAAGGGCACCAGGCGCAGGACUUCUCAGUCACUAGAGGAAGAGAUUGAGAACUUGGGUGCUCGGCUUAAUGCCUAUACUUCACGCGAGCAGACAACCUUCUUUGCUGAUGUUCAGUCCAAGGACAUUGCAGUUGCAGUUGAUGUACUUGCUGAUAUCUUGCAAAAUUCGAGGUUCCCCGAGCAUGCCAUUAAGAGGGAACGUGGUGUCAUUCUCCGGGAGAUGGAGGAGGAAUUAAGAUUUAUGAGUGAAGGUAAAUCCGUUAAGUGCAGUGAAUGA